Paramecium tetraurelia is the source of this 660-nucleotide messenger RNA. RefSeq lists its product as uncharacterized. The record is from RefSeq and is a predicted model, not a curated record. Lineage: Eukaryota; Ciliophora; Oligohymenophorea; Peniculida; Parameciidae. The transcript is spliced from 2 exons.
AUGUAAGAUGAUUAUCAAGCCUUAUUGUAAUCAGUUGGUAUUGAUAAAAAUUAAUUUAACUUAAGGGAAGAUAAUUAAUCAGAGAUGACAUUCAAACAUUUACACCCUGAUAUAUAGAUAGUAUUUUAGAGGAUGAUGAAAGUAAAAUUUUAUUAAAAAAACAUUUUAAAACAACUUUUUAUAGAGAACAACAAAUCUAAACCUAUCUCUCAUUCAAAUAUGUUACAUAGACUUUUUUUAACACCAGAAAAAAAGCAAAGAUCACAAGCUGUUUCAAAACCUAGGUGGGAUUUAAUUUCAACUCUUAAUUAAUCUUCAUUUAAGAAAAGCAUCAGGUCGGUUGAUAGAACGGUCAGCGAAUUUAGAUAUGAAAUAAGUAGAAAUGGAAAAAGAUCAGCAAAUACUCUUAAUAAGGUACUUGGGUUAGCUAAUACUUGGUUUGAUAUUAUUUUAUUACCAAUUAUUAUUAGAUCAAAUAAAUUAAAAAUCUUUAUGAUUAUUAAUUAUCAUUUAAAUAAUAAAGAAAUAACAAAGUAACUAAUGUAGAAGCAAAAUAUGUUGAUUGAAUUUAAUUUAUUAAAAGGAAAAUUUUACCAUUAACAAAACUUACAUCAACAUGAAUAUUAAGAUAAAAUAAUGAAUAUGAAAUAAAAAUAUUGA